AUGGAUAACAUCGAAGAUGAUGAUCUUACGAAUCUAGCUUGGUUGCGAGAGUCAAAUAGCAAAGAAUUACAAACGACAGGUGAUUAUGAAAUUUUCCUGUUUAUUUUCGGAGAAGAAUAUUUAUUUUAUUCUCGAUUAGUUGAAUGUGAGAAUAAUCAUAUUGAUGAUGAUCUUCAAUGUCUUUGUUGGAUUAUAAAAAUGCGGCCAACUGCAUAUUCUUCGCAUGCACUCAAAAGAUUAUCUGUUUCGUUGAAUAAACUUCAUCAUUAUCAUCGUAGUAGCAAUCGCUUAUUAUCAUCUUCCAAUGCUUUUAAUUGUUCUCUUGGUGUUGUACAGAAUGUCAUGACUCAUCAAGGAAAUUUCGAUAACCAUCCAGUAUCACGACGAGUAUUAAUGCUACGAACAUUCAAUAAUCAUGUAUCUUCAACGAAAUCUUGUCAACAAUCAUCUAUUAUGAUUCGUUCGUCAAAUGGCAAGAUUUCAUAUCUAUCAAUUCGUCAUUUUGUGUAA
Molecule: messenger RNA, 510 nt
Organism: Rotaria socialis
Lineage: Eukaryota; Metazoa; Rotifera; Eurotatoria; Philodinida; Philodinidae
Source: the annotation of a GenBank genome assembly